This is a messenger RNA of Lolium perenne, 1216 nucleotides long. Its product is annotated as UDP-xylose transporter 1. The record is from RefSeq and is a predicted model, not a curated record. NCBI's taxonomy places the organism in Eukaryota, Viridiplantae, Streptophyta, Magnoliopsida, Poales, Poaceae.
GAAACACCAGCUGGUCAAGAUGACAGCUGGCUUACAGCUCGGUGUGAUUGGGUCCCUCGCACUCUCUGUUGCAUCUUCAGUUGCCAUUGUCAUCUGCAACAAAGCACUCAUCAGCACACUUGGUUUCCCGUUCGCUACAACACUGACAAGCUGGCAUCUUAUGGUGACCUACUGCACCCUCCAUGUGGCACAACGCUUACAUUUCUUUGAGCCCAAGGCAAUUGAUGGACAUACAGUGAUCCUCUUUGGGUUUCUGAACGGCACCUCAAUUGGACUUCUAAACCUUAGUUUAGGAUUCAACUCCAUUGGAUUCUACCAGAUGACGAAACUAGCAAUCAUACCUUUCACUGUGCUGCUGGAGACAAUCUUCCUUAACAAAAGAUUCAGCGAAACCAUCAAGCUCUCUCUUAUGGUAUUACUUCUUGGAGUAGGCAUCGCAUCUAUUACAGAUCUCAAGUUAAAUCUACUUGGGUCUGUCCUUUCUGGCCUUGCCAUCGCGACUACUUGUGUUGGCCAAAUUCUGACGAACACAAUACAGAAGAAACUGAAGGUCUCCUCAACGCAGUUGUUGUACCAAUCUGCACCUUACCAAGCAGCAAUUCUGUUCGCAACUGGCCCCUUUGUGGAUCAACUCCUUACGAACCGCAGUGUCUUCGCCCACAAAUACACCACUCCUGUUGUGGGUUUCAUCGUCCUAUCUUGCUUGAUUGCGGUGUCUGUGAACUUCAGUACAUUUCUUGUGAUUGGGACGACGUCUCCAGUGACAUACCAGGUGCUUGGCCACCUUAAGACAUGCCUAGUUCUCUCAUUUGGCUACACUCUACUACACGAUCCCUUCACCAUGAGGAACAUAUUAGGCAUUCUGGUUGCCAUAUUUGGUAUGGGAUUGUAUUCCUUCUUCUCGGUCAGGGAGAGCAAGAAGAAGUCAACAAAUGAUGCUCUACCGGUUUCACAGAUGCAAGAUAAGGAGACUGAACCACUUUUGGUAACCAAAGACAGCAGUGAUCCCAAAAAGGCAAAUGGUGUUUCUCACGGCUGCUAAGACUACCCAUGCUUACUGUAGAUAUAGUAAUAGUAUGCACAUCUGCUCUUCGAGUUUAAAGGACCUGGAAAGCCAUUCCUUUCCGUCCUUAAUUUCUUUUGUAGAGAAGGAAAGAUUUUCAUAUUGUAGAUUGUAUAUUUUGACAUUAAAAUUAUUAUUUCUUUAUCCCUUUCA